Molecule: messenger RNA, 1644 nt
Organism: Trichoderma aggressivum f. europaeum
Lineage: Eukaryota; Fungi; Ascomycota; Sordariomycetes; Hypocreales; Hypocreaceae
Exons: 3
Coding region: 1-1644 (547 amino acids)
Biological process (GO): mRNA splicing, via spliceosome
Cellular component (GO): nucleus
Molecular function (GO): RNA lariat debranching enzyme activity
Source: RefSeq, a predicted model, not a curated record
AUGGCAGCGUUCGAGUCUCAGGGGGUUCGCAUUGCUGUUGAGGGCUGCGGCCAUGCCAAGCUCAACGCGAUAUACGCCUCGGUCGAACGGUCGGCCCAACAGCGCGGCUGGGAUGGCGUCGAUGUGCUUAUCAUUGGAGGCGAUUUUCAGGCUGUGCGCAAUGCGGCCGACUUGACCGUCAUGUCCUGUCCCGUCAAGUAUCGCGAACUCGGCGACUUUCACGACUACUACGCUGGCAGAAAGAAGGCGCCCUACCUGACCAUCUUCAUCGGCGGCAACCAUGAGGCUGCCUCCCAUGCUUGGGAGCUCUACUACGGCGGCUGGGUUGCUCCCAAUAUCUACUAUCUCGGGGCUGCCAACGUCGUCCGGCUGGGGCCAAUUCGCAUUGCUGGCAUGUCUGGAAUUUGGAGAGGCGUCAACUACCGCAGGCCGCAUCAUGAACGGCUUCCUUUCACCGGCAGCGACGUCAAAUCGUUCUACUCGGUUAGAGAGAUUGAUGUCCGAAAGUUGCUGCUGCUACAGACGCAGGUUGACGUCGGCCUCAGCCACGACUGGCCACGACAGGUCGAGACUCAUGGGGAUCUCAAUGCAUUAUUCAGAAGAAAGCCAUUUCUGAGGCGCGAUUCUAUGGAUGGGUCUCUGGGCAGUGUGGCUGCGGAAUAUGUCAUGGACCGGCUACGACCGCAGUAUUGGUUCUCUGCACAUCACCACGUGAAAUUCGCCGCCCUCAGGAAAUACGACGCAUCAGGUGCAAAGGAGGUUGUUCAGGUGGAUGGCCCCCCUGAAGCGGCGCCUCCCGUCCAAGAUAAUCCUGACGAGAUUGACUUGGACAUGGACGACGAAGAUGUCGAAAAGCCCAACGAUACCACCAAAGAUGUGACUGCAGAAGCUCCAGAGGCUGGAGCUGCAGGAGGAGCCGAGACAACUACGGGCGACGUUCCUGAAGAUUUGAGAGCACAGCUGCCUGCAUCAUUUGCUCGUCCUACAGCAAAGGUGAGACGCACACCAGGUCAACCAGUCCCUCCAGGCAUCGAAAACGGAGAAGUCCGCUUUCUAGCAUUGGACAAGUGUCUACCUGGACGACAUUUCCUUCAGCUAUGCGAGGUUGAGCCGUUUAAAAAGGAGCAACUAUCGCUACAUCCACCGCAAACCUCGGGCCCUCGAUAUCGACUUCAGUACGAUGCUGAGUGGCUAGCCAUCACUCGUGCCUUUCACAAAUUCAACAUUUUUGGUGAUCACACAGCCCAAGUGCCUGAAGAUUUAGGCGAGGAGAACUAUCUCCCCCUGAUUGAAGCAGAGAGAGCAUGGGUUGAAGAGAAUAUCGUGCAAAAGGGGAAGAUGGAUGUGCCGGAAAACUUUGAGAUCACGGCGCCUCCACACGUUCUCGGCACGCCUGAGAUUGUCGAUAACCAGCCCGAGGAGUACACAAACCCGCAGACGACGGCAUUUUGUGAGCUUUUGGGCAUUGACAACCUGUGGGAUGCCAGCCCGGAAGAGAGGAAGGAGAGGAAGGCCAAGGGGCCGCGUCAAGAAGAGGACGUGGGUCGCGGUGGUGGAGGCGGGAGAGGGAGAGGGGGCCAUGCUUUUGGACGGGGAGGGGGAAGGGGUAGAGGAGGCGGAGGAGGAGGAUUCCGUAGGGGCUAG